AUGGUUAUAGUAUCUUCAACUGCCCUUCAGGACAUCCCAACCAGGAUUUUAGCUAGAAAUCAGUGUCAGAUGUUUGGUGCCAUCUCGAGAAGCAACAGGAGGAUUGUUCCGCUCGCCAUCGGUGGUGCUGCGAUUGCAUGUUCAGCGUACUACGCUGCUAGGAUGUUCACUCCGGUCAGAAACGAAUCGUCUGCGGUGUUUGUUGGCGACGACAAGUGGAUUGCAUUGCCAUUGUCCAAGGUGGAGGACCUUUCGCAUGACACCAAGAGAUUUACGUUUGAUCUGCCAGGUGAGGACUCGACUACGGGGUUGACUCUUUGCUCGGCGUUGCUGGCCAAGUUCGUUACUGCCAAGGGCAACAAUGUGAUCAGACCUUACACGCCCGUGAGCGAUCUCUCCAGAAAGGGUUCGUUCCAAUUGGUGAUCAAGCAUUACAAGGACGGCAAGAUGACCAGCCAUCUUUUCGGUUUGAAGCCUUCAGACACGGUUCUUUUCAAGGGCCCAAUCAAGAAGUGGCAGUGGAAGGAGAACUCUUUCGACUCGAUCGUGUUGUUGGGCGCCGGUACCGGUAUCAAUCCCUUGUUCCAACUGGUGCACCAUCUGUCCGAAAACCCAAACGAGAAGACCGAGAUACACCUGUUCUACGGUAACAAGACGCCACAGGACAUCUUGUUGAAGAAGGAGUUGGACGAGUUGCAGAAGAAGCACCCAGACCGGCUCAAGAUCAGCUACUUCGUCGAUAAGAAGGACGGCGAAUUUGAGGGCGAGACGGGCUUCAUCACUAAGGAGUACCUCGAAAAGCAUGCUCCAAAGCCAUCUGAGAAGACUCACGUCUUUGUCUGCGGUCCACCACCUUUCAUGAAGGCUUACUCUGGCGAAAAGGUCUCGCCAAUGGACCAAGGCGAGCUGGUGGGCAUCUUGAAGGAUCUCGGUUACUCCAAGGACCAGGUCUUCAAGUUCUAG
Messenger RNA from Torulaspora globosa, 963 nucleotides. It is a transcript of the gene MCR1, whose product is annotated as cytochrome-b5 reductase. Gene Ontology annotation, molecular function: cytochrome-b5 reductase activity, acting on NAD(P)H. The transcript has a single exon. The record is from RefSeq and is a predicted model, not a curated record. NCBI's taxonomy places the organism in Eukaryota, Fungi, Ascomycota, Saccharomycetes, Saccharomycetales, Saccharomycetaceae. Gene Ontology annotation, biological process: ergosterol biosynthetic process. Bases 1 to 963 code for a protein of 320 amino acids.